This is a messenger RNA of Cordyceps fumosorosea ARSEF 2679, 831 nucleotides long. Its product is annotated as Thioredoxin-like protein. The record is from RefSeq and is a predicted model, not a curated record. Lineage: Eukaryota; Fungi; Ascomycota; Sordariomycetes; Hypocreales; Cordycipitaceae. The transcript has 3 exons. Bases 1 to 831 code for a protein of 276 amino acids.
AUGGCGAGUGAAACCAAGGCGUCGGAGGCCGGCGCCGGCUACACGCUUCACUACUUUACCUUUUCGCUGUAUUCACUUAUGGUGCGGUUCGCGCUCCAAUUAGGGAGAAAGCUGAACACUGAGACUGCACCGCACGUGCGGCUGGAAUUCGUCAACCUCCAGGCACAGGAGAACCUUGGCGAGGAAUAUUUGACCACGGUCAACUCAAAAGGACAGGUGCCGUGUCUGACCUCGGCCUUGCUUCCUUCGGGAUUGAGUGACAGUCGGGAUAUCGCAAAGUGGCUAUGCGAGAAGCAGCCCGAGCUGGUUCCUGCAGCCCACAAGGAAGCCAUUGACGAGUUGAUGGACAAGCUGUAUAGCUUUCAUUUCAAGGCGCUCAACAUACCACCGGAAGCGGCGGCGAAUGGUAUACCCAACGUUGCGGCUGCCAUGCUGGAGAGUUCUAGCAUUUCAGAGAAGCACCGGCGGGCGCUGGAGAUUAAGUCUAUCUUCCACGACACGCUGCAUAGCAGGACGAUAGAGCUGGAGCACAUUGCACAAGUCGAGAGGCACGUGUCUGAACUCAUGGCGGAACUGGCUGGUAUCAUCGAGGAGCAUGGAGCUGAUGGCUCACGGUGGAUCUUCGGGCAGCAGCCGACGAUCCUUGAUGCGUAUGCGUCGGCGCUCAUGAUCCGGCUGCUGGACAACGAGCGAUUGGAGCUUCUACCGCCUACAGUUCAGGCGUACGCAAAGGCGGUACAGGCAUCGGAAGAGUGGCGUCAAGUAACGCACGGUCGACCGACGGUGUACCAAGCAUCGAUGGGCGCCGUGGCUGAUCUAGAUCCCAAGUGA